Messenger RNA from Ilex paraguariensis (yerba mate), 1139 nucleotides. NCBI's taxonomy places the organism in Eukaryota, Viridiplantae, Streptophyta, Magnoliopsida, Aquifoliales, Aquifoliaceae. The record is from the annotation of a GenBank genome assembly.
UUUCCCACCCAAAUAAAACUAACAGAAAGAAAUAGCAAAGAAAAAACAGAAAAAAAAUAAAAAAUGGCGACAGCCUUCCUCUCAAAUGCAAACGUCUCUCUCUCUUCCCCCUCGUCCUCCUCCUCCUCCUCAUCUUCUUCUUCUUCAUCUGCACUAGCAACAUUAACUUCAGUUUCUGCUCAAAAACAUAAUGUAAGGAGACAGUUAACUCUGUGCAAAGCAAAAGUGAUUGACUUGUCUCUCUCUUCUCCAUGUCUCACCAAGAGAAACCUUUCCCUUGGCCUCACCACCACCUUUCUAUUUUCCUUAGCUGGUAAAGAGUAUUUUGAUGCCAAUGCUGCGAUUCUUGAGGCUGAUGAUGAUGAAGAGCUUUUGGAAAAGGUGAAGCAGGACAGAAAGAAGAGGCUUGAAAGACAAGGCGUUUUUAACUCAUCCAACAAAGAGAAGGCAUAUUUGCAAGAUCUUGUUUACAAGCUUAGCAAAGUAGGCCAAGCAAUAGAAAACAAUGAUCUCUCUACAGCAAGUUCUGUUCUUGGUCAAAACACUGAAACAGAUUGGGUCCAAAAAGCAAAUGCAGCCUUCAACAAGUUGAGCUCUAGCCCUGAGGAGAAGUCUGAGGUGGAUGCAUUCAAUUCCUCAAUGGCUUCUUUGAUAUCAUCAGUUAUUCGGAAUGAUAUUGAAGCCUCUAAAAUAGCCUUUGUGUCAUCAGCAACUUCAUUUGAGAAAUGGAUUGCCUUAACAGGGUUGGUUGGACAGCUUAAAGGGCUUUGAAGGCCAUGAGUAUCUGUUUUUCAUUUUGUAUUGGGAAAUUGGUGGAGUUGAGUUGUAUGAGAGGGAAAUAGAUGGCUUCCUUUUAUUCCCAAGUUCAAACCAUUUUGUUUGGUUUUCCUUCAUUAGCAUUGUUCAUAGUAUUUGGGCGGAUUGAAAUCAACUGAUAAGGUUCUUUUGCCAGCUUGAGUUGUGUAUCCAUGGCUGACUUUGUUUGAUCUUUAGUUGUAACUGAAUCUCAGUUUAAUUUCUUUUAAUUUUUCAUUUUUUGUAAUCUUUAAAAUGACUUGGUUGUUCUAUAGUUCUGUACUCACAACUUAGAUUUAUCGCUGGCUCAAUUUGUUUGAGCUUUUGUGGUAAUCCAAACUCUG